Messenger RNA from Mangifera indica (mango), 4467 nucleotides. Its product is annotated as mediator of RNA polymerase II transcription subunit 33B. The record is from RefSeq and is a predicted model, not a curated record. Bases 407 to 4378 code for a protein of 1323 amino acids. Gene Ontology annotation, cellular component: mediator complex. NCBI's taxonomy places the organism in Eukaryota, Viridiplantae, Streptophyta, Magnoliopsida, Sapindales, Anacardiaceae. Gene Ontology annotation, biological process: regulation of phenylpropanoid metabolic process. The transcript is spliced from 12 exons.
UGGAAAACGAAGCUAUGCCUUUACACAGUAGAAUCACUUGAUAUAUUUGUAAACAUUCCGAAGAUGAUUAACGUGAUUCUAAUCAUGAUUAAAAUUUAAGUUUGUUUAAACUAAAAUAAAUUUAAUUUACUAUUUCUUGCCACGAAAUGUUGUAUUAAUUUAUUUGUCUCUCUUUAAUUUCGAAAAUUAGUUUGAAGUAUGAUUAGCAAUGAGCCCUUAAUCACAGGGAUAAGGAAAGAAACGGCUUCAUUAAACGCCAGCCUCCGAAGCUGACUUUAGCUUCUGGAGUCUAAUCAACAAUUGUCUCUUGUUCUCUCUCCUUAUUUGUUCUUAUUCUUCUUCCUGUUGCAAUUGUCUCUUAAACAAACGAAAGGGAAGACAAAGACGAAGAGCUUCUACCGUAGUGAUGGUGGUAUCAGUGAAUCCAAAUGAAAAUAGCUUAUGGAACACGGUGUUGGAGAUGACGAAGGCGGCGCAGGAGAAGAAUAGCGACCCUCUCUUUUGGGCGGUUCAACUUGCUUCAACUCUUAACUCAGCUGGAGUUUCUCUCCCUUCAACUCACCUCGCUCAUCUACUCGUCUCUCAUAUCUGCUGGGACAAUCACGUCCCUAUUGCCUGGAAGUUUCUCGACAAAGCCUUAACUGUCAGGGUCGUCCCCCCCUUUCUUGUACUCGCUAUUCUCUCCUCCAGGGUCAUUCCAAACCGGCACCUCCACCCUGCGGCGUAUAGGCUUUAUAUGGAACUCAUCAAGCAGCAUGCCUUUUCAUUUCUGUCACUUGUCAAUGGACCAAAUUACUCUAAGAUCAUGAAAUCCAUAGAUGAAGUCCUUCACCUUUCCCAGAUAUUUGGGCUAAAAGUGUGUGAAUCCGGCACUCUAGUUGCUUAUGUCUUUUCAGUUGUGUUGCAAUUACUAGAUGCAUCAUUAGAUGAUGAGAGGCUAUUAGAACUUUCUCCCGAAAAUAAUUUUAGAUGGUCAACCAAGCCACAAGACAUGGAAAUAGAUGGUCUUGGCAGCUUCAAUGAGAAGAGAACUGAGCACCAUGAAAGACUUUGCAAAGCAAAUACUGUAAUGGCCAUAGAGUUAAUUGGAGAGUUUCUGCGAAACAAGGUCACUUCAAAAAUUCUUUGCUUGGCAUGUCAAAACAUACGAUCACUUUGGGGAAGUUUUGUUCAGCGGCUAAAACUGCUUAUAAUGAAGUCAACUGCAUUGAGAAAUUCUAAACAUGUUACACCAGAGGCCCUUUUGCAGCUGAUAUCUGAUACACAAAGAGUUUUGUUCAGCGAAUGUAAAACAACAUCAAAAGAGGUUCAUGCAAUCAUGGCUUCUAGUUCUUUAAUAUCUUCUGCUGGUCAAUCUAAUGGAACUACACAGUCUUCAUUGUGGCUUCCAAUUGAUUUGUUUCUGGAAGAUGCUAUAAAUGGAAGCCAAGUUGCAGCAUAUAGUUCCAUUGAAAUUCUUACUGGUUUAGUAAAGGCUCUGCAGGCGGUUAAUGGUACAUCAUGGCUUGAUACAUUCUUAGGUCUAUGGAUUGCGGCUUUAAGGCUUGUUCAAAGGGAAAGGGAUCCAAGUGAAGGUCCUGUACCUCGUCUUGACAGUUGUUUGUCCAUGUUGUUGUCUAUUACAACACUUGCGGUUGCUGAGAUUAUUGAGGAAGAUGAAAGUGAACUGAUAGGGGAAACUGAAGAAAGCCCAAACAAUCAUGGACAAGAGAAGCAUGCUCCAGGACAACGGCGGAAGGAUUUAGUUGCUAGCCUACAAUUGUUGGGUGAUUAUGAGAGCUUGUUGACUCCACCUCAAUCUGUUUGUUCAAUAGCCAAUCAGGCUGCUGUCAAAGCAAUAAUGUUUGUUUCAGGUCUCACAGUUGGUAAUGGUUACUAUGAAAGUGUGAGCAUGAAUGACUUGGCAAUUAACUAUUCUGGAAACAUGCGACAUCUAAUUGUUGAGUCUUGUAUUGCUAGGAAUCUGCUGGAUACUUCAGCGUAUAUGUGGUCAGCUAAUGUGAAGGGAUGCAGUAACCAAAUACCCCGUAAUGUUACCACCCAAACACCAGGGUGGUCUUCAUUGAUGAAGGGUUCCCCGCUAACUCCAUCAUUGAUUAAUGCUUUGAUUGCUACUCCAGCUUCUAGUUUAGCAGAGAUUGAGAGAGUAUAUGAGAUUGCUGUCAAUGGUUUGGAUGAUGAGAAGAUAUCCGCUGCUAUGAUUCUUUGUGGGGCAUCACUAGUUCGUGGUUGGAGUAUUCAGGAAAACACCAUUCUUCUUAUUAUAAAACUGUUGUCACCAGCAGUUCCUGCAGAUCAUUCUGGGAUUGAAAACCAUUUAAUUGGUUGUGCUCCAUUUUUAUAUGUUCUUCUUGUCGGAAUAUCAUCUGUAGAUUGCGUGCAAAUUUUGGCCCUACAUGGCCUGGUUCCACUACUUGCAGGUGCUCUGAUGCCUAUUUGUGAGGUUUUUGGAUCAACCGUUCCCAGUGUCUCAUGGACUCUUCCUACAGGGGAAGAGUUAUCCUCUCAUGUGGUUUUCUCCAAUGCAUUUACCCUUCUAUUGCGGUUAUGGAGGUUUGAUCAUCCUUCUGUUGAACAGGCAAUAGGAGACAUGGGAGCAUCUGUGAGGUCCCAACUAAGUCCAGAAUAUCUAUUAUUAGUUCGGAACUCUAUGUUAGCAUCUUUCGGAAAGUCUCCCAAGGAUCAAUUUAAAGCCAAGAGAUUUUCAAAAAUCCUUACUAUGUCUUUAGGUCCCAUUUUUUUGGAUUCUUUUCCCAAAUUAAAGUUCUGGUACCAACAGCAUCAAGAAUGUAUUGCUUCCACCCUCUCUGGUCUUGAACAUGGGACACCUGUUCAUCAGCUUGUUGAUGCACUUCUCAAUAUGAUGCUUAGAAAGAUUAAUAGAAGUGGGACUCCUUUAACUCCUACAACUUCUGCUGGUACUAAUUCAUCUGGGUCUGGAGUGGAGGAAGUGUUAGUUAGGCUCAGAUUACCUGCAUGGGAUAUCCUGGAAGCAACUCCUUUUGUUCUUGAUGCUGCUCUGACUGCCUGUGCCCAUGGAAGACUCUCACCUCGUGAACUAGCAACAGGGCUCAAAGAACUUGCUGAUUUUCUUCCAGCUACUCUGGCAACCAUAGUUAGCUACUUUUCAGCAGAAGUAACACGAGGUAUAUGGAAGCCUGCUUUCAUGAAUGGAACUGACUGGCCGAGUCCUGCUGCAAAUUUAAGCAGUGUUGAGCAACAGAUCAAGAAAAUCCUAGCUGCCACUGGUGUUGAUGUCCCAAGUCUUGCUUCAGGGGGCAGUUCUCCAGCUACACUUCCCUUGCCUUUGGCUGCACUGGUUAGCCUCACUAUAACAUACAAAGCAUCUGAACGUUUUCUUGUACUUGUUGCCCCUGCCUUAAGUUCUCUUGCCAUUAGUUGCCCCUGGCCAUGUAUGCCCAUCAUAGCCUCCUUAUGGGCUCAGAAAGCAAAGCGUUGGAGUGACUUCCUUGUGUUCUCUGCUUCUCGAACAGUCUUCCACCAUAGUAGUGAUGCUGUGGUUCAGCUCCUUAGGAGCUGCUUCACAUCUACUCUUGGAUUGAACUCUUCUAAUGUUUGCAGCAAUGGUGGUGUUGGUGCUCUGCUUGGCCAUGGAUUUGGCUCCCACUAUUCUGGUGGGAUCUCCCCAGUUGCCCCUGGUAUUUUUUACUUACGAGUACACCAGUCUAUCAGAGAUGUACUGUUUAUGAAAGACGAAAUUGUCUCUCUUUUGAUGCUUUCUGUAAGAGAUAUUGCUAGUGGUGGGUUACCUAGGGAAAAAUUGAAGAAGACCAAGAAUGGUUUGAGAUAUGGACAAGUUUCUCUUUCUGCAGCAAUGAUGCGUGUCAAGAUUGCUGCUUCACUAGGGGCUUCAUUAGUUUGGAUGUCAGGUGGAUCAAGUUUGGUGCAAUCUUUGAUUACAGAAACUUUACCUUCAUGGUUUAUAUCUGUUCAUGGACUGGAGCAGCAAGGUGGAGAAUGCGGAGGCAUGGUUGCCAUGCUGGGGGGUUAUGCACUAGCGUACUUUGCAGUGUUUAGUGGGUCGUUUGCUUGGGGUGUGGAAGCAGAAUCACAACAUUCAAAGCGUCGAUCGAUGGUUAUCAGGGCUCACCUAGGAUUUCUUGCAAGUGCCCUGGAUGGGAAGAUAUCGCUUGGUUGUGAUGGUGCAACUUGGCGGGCGUAUGUGUCAGGUUUUGUGAACUUGAUGAUAGGAUGUACUCCAACAUGGAUGCAAGAGGUGAAUGUGGAUGUACUGAAAAGGCUGAGUCAUGGCCUGAGGCAAUGGAAGGAGGAAGAAUUAGCUUUAGCCCUGCUGGGAAUUGGUGGUGUUGGUGCAAUGGGUGCAGCUGCUGAACUCAUUGUGGGGCGUGGGAUUUGAAUUCAAUGAUCAUAUAAUAGCUUAAGAUGCUGAUUAACUUUCUAUGUAUUGUUUGAUAUAUUUAUAUAUUUGUAAACAGUUAGUUUUAA